This is a messenger RNA of Nicotiana tabacum (common tobacco), 1659 nucleotides long. The record is from RefSeq and is a predicted model, not a curated record. Lineage: Eukaryota; Viridiplantae; Streptophyta; Magnoliopsida; Solanales; Solanaceae.
AUGGUUUUUAACUCCAUUUUAGGCUUUCCAAGGCCACAUUUCUUUUCUGGCCAGCAUAUUCCUAGUGAUACAGAUAUGUUAUCAUUGCCAAACUUUUGUAAUUCAGGAGGUGUAGCGGUCUCCGAAUUGCCUGUUAUCAGCCCUUUAAGAUGCUGUGCAGUAAUAUCACUGGAUGCUGUGCGGGGUAUAUGCAAGGAGGUGGAAGCUUUAGUGCAAAAAUGUGGAAAGCCAAAAAUGCUUGAUGCAAUCAAAUUACCUCCUAAAGAGCUGUAUAAGCUAGUCGAAGAAAUUGCUGGCAAUGAGUUGGUGGAAGUGCUACAAAUUAAAAACAAGAUUCCAAGAAGAAAGGCAUUAUCAUCAUUGGAAGAAAAUGUUAUAAGCAUAUUGUCUGAGAAGGGUUAUAUCAGUACAAUGGAAGCUUUUGGGUCUACUGAAACAUUACCAGAUUUGCUAGAGGAGGACGAGGAUGAAGAAGUGGUUGUUGAUGGUGAAGUUGAUGAGGGUGAUGUUCACAUAAAGCCAGUUGCAAGGAAGACUGUCCCAUUGCUGUUCUCUGAGGUAGAUGUGAAGCUGGUAUUCAAGGAAGUUACUUCCAAACUUUUGCGGAAACGAAUUGUGGAGAGAGGUAAGAGAAGUGAUGGCAGGACCCCUCAGGAGAUACGGGUGAUUGACGCACGCUGUGGACUGCUUCCCAGGGCACAUGGGAGUGCUCUCUUCACUCGAGGUGAAACACAGUCAUUGGCGGUGGUAACACUUGGUGAUAAGCAAAUGGCACAGAAGAUAGACAACCUUGUGGAUGAUGAUGAAUACAAGAGAUUUUAUCUUCAGUAUUCGUUUCCACCCUCAUGCGUUGGUGAAGCUGGGCGUGUAGGGGCACCAUCAAGAAGAGAAAUUGGUCAUGGAAUGCUUGCAGAGAGAGCUCUUGGACCAAUACUGCCUCCUGAAGAUGACUUCCCUUACACUGUUCGUGUUGAGAGUACCAUCACUGAAAGCAAUGGCUCAUCGAGUAUGGCAUCUGUAUGUGGUGGGUGCUUAGCAUUGCAAGAUGCUGGUGUUCCUGUUAAGUGUGCUAUCGCUGGCAUUGCAAUGGGUAUGGUUCUGGACACAAAGGAAUUUGGUGGAGAUGGAACUCCACUCAUCCUUUCUGACAUAUUGGGUUCUGAAGAUGCAUCAGGAGAUAUGGAUUUCAAGGUUGCUGGAAGUGAUGUUGGUAUUACCGCGUUUCAGAUGGACAUAAAGGUAGGAGGAAUUACGUUGCCAAUCAUGAAACAAGCUCUCUUACAAGCAAAAGAUGGACGAAAGCACAUUCUUGCUGAGAUGUCAAAAUGCCUGCCACCCCCUUCAAGAAAGCUCUCAAAGCAUGCUCCGCUAAUCCAUGUUAUGAAGGUUAAACCAGAAAAAAUAAACCUCAUCAUUGGCUCUGGGGGGAAGAAGGUGAAGAGCAUUAUUGAAGAAACUGGUGUUGAAGCUAUUGAAACACAAGAUGAUGGCGUGGUAAAAAUAACUGCAAAGGACUUGUCAAGCUUGGAAAAGUCAAAAGCCAUCAUAAGUAGUCUAACGAUGGUUCCGGUUGUUGGUGACAUAUAUAGGAAUUGUGAGAUUAAAUCUAUUGCACCUUAUGGAGUUUUUGUGGAGAUUGCGCCUGGACGAGAGGUAUAA